This is a messenger RNA of Pelobates fuscus (common spadefoot toad), 5587 nucleotides long. RefSeq names its product glutamate metabotropic receptor 2 (gene GRM2). The transcript has 7 exons. The record is from RefSeq and is a predicted model, not a curated record. Gene Ontology annotation, molecular function: group II metabotropic glutamate receptor activity. NCBI's taxonomy places the organism in Eukaryota, Metazoa, Chordata, Amphibia, Anura, Pelobatidae. The coding region runs from base 2387 to 5029 and encodes 880 amino acids. Gene Ontology annotation, biological process: G protein-coupled glutamate receptor signaling pathway; regulation of synaptic transmission, glutamatergic. Gene Ontology annotation, cellular component: plasma membrane.
GGCGGAGGAAGAAACUUCCCAUGGAAGCCCGGAGAGCCAGGGAGCAUCUGCACAGACACAGCUUCACUCCGGGGACCCACAGAACAGAGAAACUGGAGCCGGCAGAGACCUGAGGAAGAGCGGAUUGCCCGAACCGCACUCACCUAAUACAGGGAGCAAGCAACCACUAUACAGAGUGCUGCUAUUCAACUGCCGGGAUUCAUCUACAGAGAGAGUGACUUACUGACCCCCACUAUACAGAGAGAGGGACCCACUGAUCCCCAAUAUAAAGAGAGAGACCCACUGACCCCAAUAUAAAGAGACCCACUGGCCCAAUAUACAGAGAGAGACCCACUAACCCCAAUAUAAAGAGGCCCACUGACCCCAAUAUAAAGAGACUCACUGACCCCAAUAUAAAGAGACUCACUGACCCCAAUAUACAGAUAGAGACUCACUGACCCCAAUAUAAAGAGACUCAUUGACCCCAAUGUACAGAUAGAAACUCACUGACCCCAAUAUACAGAGAGAGAGACCUACUGACCCCCAAGACCCACUUACUCCCAACAUACAGAGAGAAAGACCAACUGACCCUCAAACUACAGAGAGACCUAGUGACCCCCAGAGUACAGAGAGAGAGAGAUCAUAGACCCCCAACAUACAGAGAGGAACCCACUGUACUUCCACUAUACAAAGAGACACCUACUUCCCCCAAUAUACAGAGACACACAGACUACACAUAUAGACAGAAACUACAGACCGCUUUUAUACAGAGACCUAAACUUAUAGAGUGCAAACUGCAAUACACAAUUAUAAUGAUCAAAGAGACAUGCCAAUUUACACUCCAGACACAAUGUAUAUAGACCACACUGCAAACUGGAGACACCUAAUAGACUGAGACACAUCCCCUCCUAAUCGGCAGGUGCCUAAUAUGCAGAGCUAUCCACAAUGAAAGGCAUCCCAUGCACUUACACUGUAGAUAUUAUUAUACACAGACACCCCUUAUUAUACGUCACAUUAGUAAUAUAAGAAGAGACACUGCUAUUACACUUUAGAUGUCUAACAUAAAGACAUAAACCCACAAUUGGUCUUAAAACAUGGAUUUACAGACAAUCCAGCAAAUUAGACGUUAAAGAGAAUAUUCCUGCGAACUCAGAACAAAGUUUAAUAGAUCCAGUCUAUAGAUCCUCAUACAGAGUUUGAUGCCCACCGAUCUUUACAUAGAGAGCUCAGUGCUUUCUGCUCUGACAUUGCCCGUUCCAUGUACACACACUGAGUCCUGUAGACAUAGCUCCACAUAUACAUCACAUUGAGCGCUUACACUGAGUUUCCCCUCAUUCCACAUUACCUUCAUACAGACAUGUUCAUUUAAGAACUUUCCCAAUUCCUUAUACAGAAUUAUAAUAUUGCACAGACCCACUUACACUGCACAGACCCACUUACACUGCACAGACCCACUUACACUGCACAGAUCCCACUUACACUGCACAGAUCCCACUCACACUGCACAUACCCCUCUCAUACUGCACAUACCCACUCACACUGCACAUAUCAUUCACACUGCACAGACCCACUCACACUGCACAGAUCCCACUCACACUGCACAUACCCCUCUCACAUUGCACAUACCCACUCACACUGCACAUACCCCACUCACAGUGCACUCUCUACUCACACAGACCCCACUCACACUGCACAUAUCCAUUCACACUGCACAGACCCACUCACACUGCACAGACCCACUCACACUGCACAGAUCCACUCACACUGCACAUACCCCUCUCACACUGCACAUACCCCACUCACAGUGCGCAUACCCCACUCACAGUGCACUCUCUACUCACACAGACCCCACUCACACUGCACAGAACCCACUAGAAGUGCACAGACCCCACUAGCAGUGCACUGACUCUACUCACACUGUACAGACCCCACUCUUACUGUUCCGUCCUCACUCACAUUACACAGACCACUCGUACUAUUCACAAUACACAGUCCCCACUCACACUGUACCGACUUAUUGCAUAAGAGCCAGAUAGAUAAACUGACACCACGACCCCCAGUUAUAGAGCACAAAGGGCUCUCUGUAUUAGACUAGCCUUUAGACUAGCCUUUAUUAGAGCCCCCUCCUCCUUAUUAGACUCCUUAAUGAGACAGGGAGCCCCCUUCUACACUCAGCCUCUCACUCUCUCUACGGAUCACAGCCAGCAGGACCCGCAUUCAGCACCGCGGACAGCGACAGCCAGGACUUGCGGCUUUGUACAGAAUUCUGUGCCAUUUUUAUCCCAGUUUUCUGAAGGUGACUUGGCUGAACCGCGAUCCACUUUUUACUCUUCAGUAACCAUUUGUUUAACUUGCUGCUCACUGGAAACUGGAUUUGAGUUAAAACCUGACCUGAUCAACUGUACUCAUGGAGAAAGUUCUUUGGACUUUGCUUCUGCUUCCAGUCUUGACCCGCCAAAGUGGUGGUGGAGCUCCACCAAGACCAGAAAUACGUGUAGAUGGAGAUGUAGUAAUUGGUGGCCUCUUUCCAGUACAUGAAAAAGGAGGUCCUGGAGCUGAAUGUGGGAGGAUGAAUGAGCACCGUGGCUUGCAGCGUUUGGAAGCAAUGCUUUUUGCCUUGGAUUCAAUAAAUAGAGACCCACAACUGCUUCCAGGGCUCAGAAUAGGUGCACACAUCCUUGACACCUGUUCAAAAGAUACAUACGCUCUGGAACAGGCUCUGGAGCUAGUAAGAGGUUCCUUGACACGAGGAGAUGGGCCUCAACACCUUUGCCCUGAUGGAUCCUAUGCUAUUCAUGGAGAGACCCCAACAGCCAUCAGUGGAGUUAUAGGGGGCUCCUACAGUGAUGUGUCCAUCCAGGUUGCCAAUCUUUUGCGCCUCUUUCAGAUCCCGCAGAUAAGCUAUGCCUCAACGAGUGCCAAAUUAAGUGACAAAUCCCGUUAUGACUUCUUUGCACGCACAGUACCACCAGACUUUUACCAAGCCAAAGCCAUGGCAGAUAUCCUAAGGUUCUUCAACUGGACUUAUGUAUCCACAGUGGCAUCAGAAGGAGAUUAUGGAGAGACAGGUAUUGAGGCAUUUGAGCAGGAGGCACGGGCUCGGAAUAUCUGCAUAGCCACUUCAGAGAAGGUUGGACGUUCCAUGAACAAGAAGACCUUCACCAGCGUUAUUCGGGCACUGCAGCAAAAACCCACUGCUCGGGUAGUUGUCCUCUUUACCAAGAUUGAGGAUGCUCGAGAACUUCUGGCAGCAGCUCAACAACUGAAUGUGUCCUUCAUGUGGGUGGCCAGUGAUGGCUGGGGAGCUUUGGAGAGUGUGGUGUCUGGGAGUGAAGACGUGGCAGAAGGUGCUAUCACCCUUGAACUUGCAUCAUACCCAUUGUGGGAGUUUUCAGAAUAUUUCCAGUCACUGCACCCGUACAAUAACACGCGCAAUCCUUGGUUCCGGGAAUUCUGGGAGAACAAGUUUCAGUGCCGGCUUACGUCACCGGACUGUGCGGUACAUUCAUUGAGGAAUGUGAAAUUUGAACAGGAAUCCAAGAUAAUGUUUGUGGUGAACGCAGUGUAUGCUAUGGCUCAUGCCAUGAACAACAUGUACCUAGCUCUAUGCCCCAAUGUCAGUCAACCAUGUGCUGCCAUGAAUCCUAUAAAUGGACGACGCUUUUAUCGUGACUAUAUCCUUAAUGUAAAGUUCAGUGCCCCAUUUCCUCCUCCGGACACCCAUAGCACAGUUCGAUUCGACAAGUUUGGUGACGGAAUAGGUCGCUACAACAUCUUCAGCUUUCAGAACACAGAUGGUCGGUUCCAUUAUAAAAAAGUAGGUUACUGGGCUGAGGAGCUGACACUCAACACAAGUCUGAUCCCGUGGGCGCGUAGUGCAGUGCCUGUGUCCCAGUGCAGCGACCCUUGCAAAAAGAAUGAAGUGAAGAGCAUGCAGCCAGGAGAUGUCUGCUGCUGGAUCUGCAUCCCGUGCCAGCCCUAUGAGUUCCUUCUGGAUGAGUUUACCUGCAUGGCUUGCGAGCUGGGGCAAUGGCCCAAUACCGAGCUUAAUGGCUGCUAUGACCUGCCCCAAGAGUAUAUACGCUGGAGGGAUGCAUGGGCAUUGGGGCCAGUGUGCCUAUCCUGUCUGGGUUUAUUUUCCACCCUCUUUGCGGUUGGUGUUUUCUUACAGAACAAUAAUACUCCAAUUGUAAAAGCAUCUGGACGUGAGCUCUGCUACAUCUUGUUGAGCGGGGUUCUCCUCUGCUAUGCCAUGACUUUCAUCUUCAUCGCCAAACCAUCUUCUUCUAUCUGCACCCUACGACGCUUUGGACUUGGCACCUCUUUUGCAAUUUGUUACUCGGCCUUGCUCACAAAAACCAACCGGAUCGCUCGUAUUUUCAAUGGGGCUCGAGAUGGAGUCCAGCGCCCACGUUUUAUCAGCCCCGCAUCACAAGUAGGCAUCUGCUUGGUCCUAAUCUCCUGCCAGUUGCUUGUGGUGGUUAUCUGGUUGCUUAUAGAGCCACCAGGCACACGAAAGGACACAGCCCCCGACAAACGCUAUGUGGUGACCUUGAAGUGUAACAGCAGUGAUGGGAGCAUGCUAGUGUCUCUAUCCUACAAUGUACUUCUUGUCCUGCUUUGCACAUUUUAUGCUUUUAAAACACGCAAAUGUCCUGAGAACUUUAAUGAAGCCAAAUUCAUUGGCUUCACUAUGUAUACUACAUGCAUUAUCUGGUUGGCCUUCUUGCCUAUCUUCUAUGUGACCUCUAGUGACUACAGGGUCCAGACCACAACACUGUGUGUUUCAGUAAGUCUGAGUGGCUCUGUGGUUCUCGGCUGCCUCUUCACUCCAAAACUGCACAUCAUCAUGUUUCAGCCACAGAAAAAUGUUGCCAGCCAUCGCACUGCCACAAACCGCUACAGCGCCACAGGAACAGGAGUGCAACAUGCUGGGGAGGAGCGGUCAAGUGAUGGUGCCAUGUUUAACCAGGAACGCACAGCCGUGCAGUAUGUACCAACUGUGUGCAACGGGCGCGAAGUAGUGGACUCCACAACCUCAUCUCUGUGAUGGGAAUAGAGAGGGUGGGAUGUGACAAGAGCAGAUAAUACCGCAUGGCAGAACAAUACUUCCUCCCACUGCGUAAGCAGAGAUCAAGGAGCACAAAAUGUCACAAUGUGUCAAAUUAGGGGUGAAAAAAAUACAAGUGACCACGAUGUCCAACACCAUGCCCCGGGAUAAAAGAAAUACAUACAUAAAAAAUAUUGACAUGCAGAGAAACCGGCGCUCAACAUCUGCUGCUCAGUGGACCAUGACAACUGCCAAGAAGUGAAGGUGGAUUCUGACUAAGCCUCAAUUGAGGUUUGAAAGUAUUGCUUGCUGAGACUGCACAGCUCCUGGAACUGUGACAUUACGAACAUUCCAUAUCAGAAACAUUGUGGGUUCUAUGAAUCUGACCUACGAUGGAGACUAUGGUCAUUGUGAGGGUGGGGGAGGGAUAACUGUCGUGCUUCUAACUUGAAAAGACCAUUUUAUGUAGUAGACAUAACUGGCCAGCACUUUCCUUUAGCGUGAUAUAAGCGCUGCUAACGUUGGUAUAUGUAAAUAAAACAUGUUUGUAGUUUGAAA